CCAGCGACACGUUAGCCAUGUGAGUGACCAACGCCCUCUCCCGGGGGCGGGCAGGUUGGGAGGACGAGCAAACGACGUGAGGCGUCGGGCGUCGUGGGUGCAGCGGUGCGAACGGACCGCGGACUGGACUCGGUCCAAAGUCCAAACACGUAUGUACACGGUCUGUCCGGAGGCCGGAGCUUCACAUCGCUGGCCGGCCCCCCGCGACCGAGAUGUCGCGGCCGUGCUUCACAUCGCUGGCCCGCCCGCUCGUUCGUCGGUCUCGGAACUUUGUCCACCUCUGCGCUGCUGGCCUCCUGCUGCUCCUCUCCCUCCUGCAGCGUUGCCGUCCACAGGAACAGGACGGGACGGGUUGAGAAAAUUUCAGCGAAACCAUCGGCGGAUUACAUAAGCCGACAGCCACCGGUCGUUGCGUCUUGCUCAUCAGAACGCUAGCUAGGACUAGGAGAAGCUUAACCUCUGCAACCACCGAUAAGAGUUACUACUAUUUACAUAGGAGCGGCAGCUGCCACCGCGUGCGCCGGCGAUGGGGUGGUGGGAGAACGCCAAGAGCGUGUUCGGCGACGCCGGGAACGUCGGCUGCUUCCCGAGGAUCGGGAGGAAGCAGUCCAAGAACUCGUACGCUUUCCCGGCGGAUCCUGGGAGCGAAAAACGGAGAGGGUCAGGCGGCCCCGCCCCCGCCCCGGAGGAGGUGAUCACGGUGGAGGUGCCGGAGGUGCCCCUGCGCGAGCUGAACGGGAUCACGGCGUCCUUCUCAGGCGAGAAGCUGAUCGGGCAAGGGUCCUACGCCAAGGUCUACCAGGCCACGACGCGGAGCGGCAGGCUGGCUGUCGUCAAGCGGCUGGAGAAGCCCUCCAAGCACGCGUCCAACGACGUCUUCCUCAAGCAGCUCGGGGUGGCGUCCAGGCUCAAGCACGACAACUUCGUCCGCCUGCUCGGGUACACCAUCAGCGGCGACCUCCGCGUGCUGGUCUACGAGUUCGCCACCAUGGGCACCCUCCACGACGUGCUUCACGGGGACAGGGAUGUGCUGAGGCUGCCGCCGCCGGAGCAGGGCAGCGCCGCCAGGCCGGUGCUGCUGAGCUGGAUUCACCGCGUGCACAUCGCGCUGGACGCGGCGAGGGGGCUGGAGUACCUGCACGAGAUGGUGCAGCCGCCGGUGACGCACAAGGACGUGCGCUCCACCAACGUCCUGCUGUUCGAGGGCUUCAGGGCCAAGAUCGCCGACUACAACAUGUUCAGCCAGGCCGCGGACAUGGCCAGGCUCAACCGCUCCACGCACACGCUCGGUUCCUUCGGCUACCAGGCGCCCGAGUACGCCAUGACGGGCCAGAUGACGGACAAGAGCGACGUGUACAGCUUCGGCAUCGUUCUCCUGGAGCUCCUGACGGGUAGGAAGCCAUUGGACCGGACGUUGCCGCCGGGCCAGCGAAGCCUGGUGAACUGGGCAACUCCGAUGCUGACGGAAGACAGGGUUCAGGAAUGCAUCGAUCCGCAACUUGGUGAUCAGUAUCCUCCUGCUGGAGCUGUCAAGCUCGGGCGAAUCGCGGUGCAGUGCCUGCAGUACGACCCCACCUUCCGGCCGUCCAUGGGCACCGUCGCCCGCGUCAUCAACUACGCCGUCUUGCGAGACCAGCAGGGCGUCGUCUGAUUUGAUGGCGUGCCGAAUUUUGGUACUAUAGCUGUGAAUAUCAUGCAUGUCUUGCUGUGCUAUGUUAAGUAAGCUGGCCAUGUUUGAGCAGCGGUUAUUAUCUGAGAAUGGAUACUAUCCUUGGAAGCAGCACGGAAUGGGUUGCGGUUACGACCACAUAAAACAAUGGGCUAGUUUGUAAUAACAAUAUAUUUUUCUCUGAGAAUGUUUUGUGAAGGUGUACAAAAAAAAAAAGAUACAGGAGCUGGUCACUAAAUCAGUUGGGGUUUCUCGACCUGAGCGAGUUCUUA
Molecule: messenger RNA, 1941 nt
Organism: Zea mays
Lineage: Eukaryota; Viridiplantae; Streptophyta; Magnoliopsida; Poales; Poaceae
Product: putative protein kinase superfamily protein
Exons: 6
Coding region: 527-1651 (374 amino acids)
Biological process (GO): protein phosphorylation
Molecular function (GO): ATP binding; protein kinase activity
Source: RefSeq, a predicted model, not a curated record